Messenger RNA from Centropristis striata (black sea bass), 5239 nucleotides. RefSeq names its product rho GTPase-activating protein 12-like. Gene Ontology annotation, cellular component: cytoplasm. Bases 397 to 3078 code for a protein of 893 amino acids. Gene Ontology annotation, molecular function: protein binding. The transcript has 19 exons. NCBI's taxonomy places the organism in Eukaryota, Metazoa, Chordata, Actinopteri, Perciformes, Serranidae. Gene Ontology annotation, biological process: regulation of GTPase activity; signal transduction. The record is from RefSeq and is a predicted model, not a curated record.
UCACACCGGCCAGGAGACACGGGAGCGCCGCUAUCUGACUAACCUGACAAGUAAAACAACCAGUUUCACUCGGCGGUCGGUGGACAGGAAAGUUUACAGGGAUUUUAACAUCACUUGGGAGCAUACGGAGCGUGUUGUCCCCCUUUUUCUUCCACGGAGUGUCCCACGCCAGGAGAGAAGAAGGUGGGUGAAGGUGUUUGUUUGGGACACCGAGGAAUGUUUAGCAGGGAAGCUAAUUAGCUAGCUAACGUUAGCGGCAGAUUAGCUCCCGUAAUUCAAGACACACGCCCAGAAACAGAGCUGUAGCUUGAUGUUAGGACUACAAACGUGAAUUUAACUCAAAGCUGUGCUCAGGAAGCCAUGCGGUGAGCUGUCUGGUGGACAGUCAGAGGCAUCAUGGCGGAGCUGCCGAUUGCCCCGGGCGAGGUCUACAUCGAGGUGGAGUACGACUAUGAGUACAAGGCCAAGGACCGCCUCAUCACCAUCCAACAGGGGGAAUGCUACAUGCUGGUCAAGAAAACCAACGAGGACUGGUGGCAGGUGAGGAAAGAAGAAGGGACUAAAGCGUUCUACGUACCCGCUCAGUAUGUCCGCGAAGUGCGUAAAGCCCUCAUGCCGCCUCCUAAACCUCUCCCACAUCCUCCUGCUCAUUCUGGCAACACGCCUCCACAAACUGGGGCCACACUCUGGGUAAAGCCAACCAGUCUGGAUCUGGGACCCCCUGACCGGUCCACUGAAAACCUUCACAGACGUGAUUCCAACUAUCAGCGCUCACCCUCCGCUCACACUGCCUCUUCUGGGCACUUCAGCCCCCCCAGUCAGCGCCGGGACAGUAACCACCAUCACCCUCCUACCACUCCCACCGACCACGACCGAGCCCUGGCUGACAUCCUUGUCCACGGUGGAGCCCCCCAGCCUGCUGAAAAAGGACGGUCCAGCACUCUACCCCGCACCAGAGCUCGAUCCCCAGACCUGGUCCGAGCCCCGCUGGACGUAGACAGCACCCAACACUGUGACUCUGCAGGGGAAGAGAGGCGCACCAACGACUCUGAGUCGGGAGACGAGCUGAGCAGCAGCUCCACUGAACAUCUCCAGACGGUGUCGUCAGGCCACGGCCGCUCCGAGUCGCCCGUCUACACAAACCUCCAGGAACUGAAGAUCACCCAGACCAACCUGCCCCCCUAUCCCUCCGGCUCCCCGAUCCACGUGCUGGGUGACUGGGAGACCUUCAAGGACCAGAAUGGCCGCCACUUCUACUACAACCGCUCCACCCAGGAGAGGACCUGGAAGCCGCCCCGAGCCCGGGACACCAGCACCGGGAGCUCCAGAGGGGAGAGCCACAGCACGGGAGAGAGCUCCGAGACUACUCCUCUCUCGCUCUCGCCGUCUUUCCUUCCCUUCCUCUCGCUCUCCAUCGGUCGCCUCCAGCCUCUGUCAUCCGAGGACACCUGCUUCAGUACCUACUCUAGCCAGUCAGACAGUCAGUAUGGCUCGCCGCCCCGCGGUUGGUCGGAGGAGAUGGACGAGCACGGCCACACGCUGUACGUCAGCUACUAUACUAAUGAGAAGUGGUUAAAACACGUUGACGAGCAGGGCAGACCGUAUUACUACAGUGCAGAUGGUUCAAGGUCAGAAUGGGAGCUGCCGAAGUACAACCACUCCCCUCCGCAGCUGCCUGGAGAACCUCCAAAGAGUCGCAGUCUGGACAGGAAACAAGUCGAGCCCAUCGUCCUGACCAAGUGGAGACACAGCGCCUACGUCCAAGAUCCCAACGACAAGCGGCUGUUAAAAACCAGGCGUUUCCGCUCAGGCUCUGCCCGCCUACACCCGUACAAACACCAAGACGCUCCUCUGGGCCUCAUGCCCCCCUCUCCCGACUCUGACUCCUGCCCUUCGUCUCCCAAGCCCCCCGCCUCUCCAUCUGAAAAGUGCGGCGUUCUGAAUGUGACAAAGAUCACCGAGCACGGCAAGAAAGUACGGAAGAACUGGACUUCUUCCUGGACCGUGCUCCAAGGAUCCACGCUGCUAUUUGCCAAAGGCCAAGGAGGCGGAACCAGCUGGUUUGGAGGCGGUCAGUCCAAACCAGAGUUCACUGUGGAUCUGAGGGGCGGCUCAGUGGAAUGGGCUUCUAAAGACAAAUCCAGCAAGAAGCAUGUUAUUGAGGUGAAGACUCGGCAGGGCACAGAGCUGCUGAUCCAGUCAGAAAACGACGGCGUUGUCAGCGACUGGUACCGAGCGCUGCAGGACACCAUCAGCACCCAUGCGUGGGAGUCUGAUGAGGCCAUUGAGGAGGACAUGCCAGAGUCGCCCGGUGCAGAGAAACAUGACAAGGAGAAAGAACACAGAGACUCAAAGAAAGGCAGAGCCAUGAAGACCUCCACCAGCAUGGACGCCUCCGACAACAAGAAGACCAGACACAAGCUGAAGAAGUUCCUGACCCGCCGCCCGACCCUGCAGGCCGUCAGAGACAAAGGAUACAUCAAAGAUCAGGUGUUCGGCUGCAGCCUGUCCAGUUUGUGUUACAGGGAGAAUGGCACAGUGCCAAUCUUUGUCAGGAUGUGCAUCGACCACGUGGAGAACAAUGGUCUGUGCAUAGACGGGCUGUACAGAGUCAGUGGGAACCUGGCUAUCAUACAAAAACUACGCUUUGCUGUCAAUCACGAUGAGAAGGUGAACCUGGUGGACGGGAAGUGGGAGGACAUCCAUGUGACCACUGGAGCUCUAAAGAUGUACUUCAGAGAGCUGCCGGAGCCGCUCUUCACCUACGCUCUCUUCCAUGACUUUAUCAGCGCCAUCAAGAAUCCAGACUACAAGCAGCGAGUUCAGUCCAUCAAAGAUCUGGUGAGACAGCUGCCCAAACCAAACCACGACACCAUGCAGGCUCUCUUCAAACACCUCAGGAAGGUGAUCGACUACGGUGAGGAAAACCGUAUGACCACCCAGAGCGUGGCCAUCGUGUUCGGCCCCACACUGCUGCGGCCUGAAACGGAAACCUGGAACAUUGCGGUCCACAUGGUCUACCAGAACCAGAUAGUGGAGCUAAUACUGCUGGAAUACGAAAACAUUUUCGGCAGGUAGAAAGAGACCCGAGGGAUGAGCCUCUUUUUGUUUCUCUCUCUCUGUCCCAACGCAGAGUGCUUCCUAACCCAGCGUGGCCCUGCCGUAAAACAGCCUUGCCUUGCCUGGCCCGGCCUGACUUGGCCUGGCCUGGCCUGGCUUGGCUUGGCUUGGCUUGGCUUGGCUUGGCUUGGCUUGGCUUGGCUUGGCUUGGCUUGGCUUGGCUUGGCUUGGCCUGGCCUGGCCUGGCCCGGCCUGGCUUGGCUUGGUCUAAGCCGGGCCCGGAGCAGCUUCUCUUCAUCUCAAACCAACCUGCGUUCACUGGCUUUUUCCACUUGUACAAACUCCGGACCAAAGCCACGCAAAUACGUCAUGAACCAAAACAUAUAUGUAACUAACUAGCGACCAAAAAAAAACAAAGUUUAGACUCUUUGCACUUUUCAGUAUCUUAUUUUCUCCUGCAGCUGCAUUUGUGCCACUUUACUGCAAAGGUGACAUCCUCCUGUCCCAACACUGGAUUUCUAAAACUAAAACACGGGCCCAACAAGCCUCGACUACUGCACAGACUGACUGAGACCAAAGCCGAAGAAUGGGCCUCAGUAGCCUCAGAGGAGGAGGCUUCAGUAUUGGAGGCUGGAGAAUGUACUGUACUGUAAAUCCUAUGACCUGUAAAGACUCACCACUCCUGUAUGAACCACACUGGGGAACCAACAGAAGAAACCAAACUGCUGAGCUCGGCUUUAGACACUAAGAGACUAAACAAGAAAAAGGGAUGAUAUGGAGGUCUUUUAUUUAGGAACUUUAUGUUGUUAAAGAACUUUUUCUGCCCUUUUUCAUACUGUUCUCUACAGAAACCCUGAGAGACAAGUGGGAGAAAAAUCUAGUGAUUUAUUCUGUAAGUCAGAUCUAGUUUGUUUUCUCUCCUGUGUUUAUGGCUUAAGAAAAAAAAUCAUUAGCCAGAAUACUCUUUCUGAGUUCCUAAAAACAUGUUUAAUUUGGGAAACAAGUAGAAAAAAAUUGAUCUGCCGUGAGAACUUUUUGUCUUAAGAGUGAAACUUGUAAUACCGUAUAUUUGUCUGUAAAGGGGAGACCACACACACGCAUCCACAGACUAUACAUCAAAUAUCUUGAGGUGAUAAGGACCAAUUUGCAAAUGACUGUCAGUUUUCAGUUUUCAGCCCAGAAUGUUUAACGUGUUAAAUAUUUCAAAUUAAAAACUAAGCAUUAAUCUUGACAGCACUAGUUUAAAAAAAAUAAAUACAAAAAUUUAGGAGAAAUGUGUGAACAUUGUCACAGUUUAUGGUGUUGCAUUUUGGUUCACUUGGAUUUUUCUCAGUGUGAAAAGAAAACAUUCCAGAGACCACCAACCAUAGAUGUGAAAACGACCUGAAAGAAAGCCACAAAUGCUUGUGUGCUGAUAUGAGUAUUACAAAAACAAAAAAACAUCUACUGCAAAAACUCCUUUUUUCACUUGGGAAAUACUAUAUCACCUGUUCUUAAGUUAUAAACACAGAAGAGAAAACAAAGGGGUUCAAACUUGAGAAAAGUAGAAACUUGUUGUUUUUUCCUCACUUUCCUCUCAAGGCUUCUGUAGUUCUUUAUUUCACUUGUACUUCCUUUUUAAUAUUUAGUUCUCCUUCUUCCUCUUUUCUAGCUGAAUAUAUCUCUCCUUCUUUUUCAUUCCUGUAAUCCUGAAAUACUGGACCGGGGUCCUCUGAACACAUAAAGAGGUUAUCACUCUGUAUUAUAUGUGCACGCCACCUUGUCCAUUUGGCUUCAAGAACAAAUCAACUCACAGCAGCCAGAACUUGAAACAAAAAACAAAACAGACGGUACUCAGCUGUGUCUUUCCUCCACUCGUGGAUAUUAAAUGUUCAGGCAAGCAGCCUUUAAACAUGACUCCAUUGAUAAACUGUACAGUGUUCAUGUGUGUGCAUGUUGGAUGAGGGUCGGGUGGAUGGAUGAAUGGAUUUAAUGACAAUAUAUUGUACAAACAGUGAAUAUAAGUAUGUAUGCCUGGAAUGUUAAAAAAAAAUAUGCUACGAGGGAGAAAUCACUAUUUUGUGAUCGUUGUAAGCAACAGAUGUGACGAGUAAGGUUAUGAAGUGGGUUACCUCUUUGUCAGGUAAAAGGAGGAUUGUUGAAUGUAACUUUGGAGAGAAACUGUUGGCUUCAUCAAACU